GGAUAUGAACCUGCCACCUCCGGCAUAUGGGGCUGGCACCCUAGCCCUUUAAGCCACAGGCACCACCCUCCUUACUUCUUUCUAUGUUUCAGGGAAUGACUUCAGAAGUGACAGAUUAGCGUUAGAAGUAUCCUGAAAGAGCAUCUGAUACAACUUCAACCCCCUUUGGUUAGAGACAGGAAAGCAAUUUUUCCAAAGUGAUACAGCUAGAUAAUAAUGGCAUUUAGAGCACUUUUGAUGUGCUAAGGACAUUUUAAAGGCUUGAACUCAGCUAGGUAUGGUGGCUCACAACUAUGAUGCUAAUACUCUGGGAGGUUGAGGUGGGUGGAUUGCUUGGACUCAGGAGUUCAACACCAGCCUGAGCAAGAGUGAGACCCCAAAACAGAAAAACUAGCUAGGCAUUGUGACAGGCAUCUGUAGUCCCAGCUCCUUGGCAGGCUGAGGCAAGAGGAUCAUUGAGCCCAGGAGUUUGAGGUUGCUGUGAACUAUGAUGGGAAGGCACCCUAGCCUGGGGCAACAAUGAGACUGUCUUAAAAAAAAAAAUGCUUGAGCUCAAUCUUUGCAACUCUGAGACAGGUGUUAUCAUCCUUGUUCCACAGAUGAAGAAACUGAGGACAGGAAAGUCAAGUGCCUGUCCCAAGGUCUCCUAGCUAGUAAGGAGGAGCCUGAGAGCAGAGCUAGAGCCUGCUCCUAGGUUUUUGGCUUGGGCUGGAAGGGGUGUGUGUGUGUGUGUGUGUGUGUGUGUGGUUCUUGCCCCUCUGUCACCAGAGGCAGCCUUCCAGUACAGCUCCAACCACCACUGACCACAACAGGAGGUCACCAUAGUUCCUCCCAGCCUUCUCCAGGCUGGCAGGAGCUGCCUCCAGGUUGCUGGCUUUAUCCUUCCUCCCCCAGGGCCCAGCUUCAGCUGCACUGGCAGGAAACAGGCUUCCUGCAGCCCGGACUUCCUCAUGGAGGUGCAGGGGCCACUGCAGCUCUGGCCUCAGCCUCAGGAUAACUCUGCUCUGGCCACUGUCUGUCUCAGGAACUCAGGGCUGCUGCUCACCUUGUUAGGUGGGCAGUGGGGUAUGCCUCUCUGCCCUCCCAUUCCUUCAGGAUCACUCAGAGACUAAGGAGGUCAGUUUCACAGGGUCACAGAGCCCUCUAGGAGUGAAGGCUUUGCCAGGUUCUGAGAUGCCACAGCUGAAGUGGCCCAGGCCCCACCUCAGACGCUGGGACCCAGGUCUCAGGAUGCUCCUGCCUGGCUGUGUGUGUGUUGGCACAGAGAACAGGGUGGAGGCCUGGUGGGAGUGCAUGUUGGGGUGUGUGUGGGGUGGUUUCUUCUGAGUCACAUACAAAUCGGUUGUGCUGAGACACUGCAUUCCUGCUGGCUUGGUUUCCUGUUUCCAGAGGCAUUCUUGCCCCUGAGUCACCACGGAGACUGCUUGGAAUCCCGCUCCACAUUCUCCAAAUUCAGGGCCAUUGGCAAAGGCGCCCUCCCCUUCACCUCCCCACCCUUUCACCUUGGAGGGAGGAAAACACCUGCCAGCACUGCCAGCACGGGGGCUGGGACAGCUGGGGUGGGGUGGGGUGGAUGUCAGGUAUCCUCCUGAACUUGCACUCAGCAUUCCCUGCCAGGCACAGCACUCUCGGUUUCCCUCUCUGCCUGUGAGAAGUAGAAGGGGGACAGAAGGGCAACCCAGGUGACCCAUGACCUAAGUAUCAAGGCUUUGGGACAUGAUCAGCAAUUCUGGCACUUGGUCUCAUUCUGCCUGCUCAGGUCUUGGCUAUGGGCCUCAGUUUCUCUAUCUUACCAAGUGAUAAUAUCUGAUAGUUGGUGGUUUUCUGACUAAGGCUUCUGCUGAUGGUGUUUGAGGACAGGAAGUAGAAGGGAGCAGAGAACUGUCUUCUCUCUCCCAGUUAAAAGCCACUCUCCUCCAGGGGCUCAGGCUCCAGCCCCUCCCCCAGAGGUGCAGGUGCAAGCCUGCACGUCCCCAGCUCCCUUAUCUGCCUCCAGGGUAUUUGGGUCCCGCUGGGAUUUUUCCAGUCCUGCCCCCUACCUCCGGAGUAGGAAGCUUUCUUAGAGGCCACAGCCUGUCCGGUCACCAGGCUGUCUCCCUGCUUGGGCUCCUUUAAGGAUGCGGAGUGGGUGGCGGAAUCCCACGGCCGACAGGGUGGGUGGGGACAGGGAAGAAUUUACACUUUGGCCCAGUUUCGGGUUGUUUCUCUGUCCUGGCUCACGUCUCCCCAGGCCGGGAACACCCACCGACCCCGCAGCUUUAGGACACCCAGGAUGUCAGGGGUUCAGACCUAGCCGGGGACACGCAAGUGCCCUGCAGUUGCAGUAAAGGAUUUCCCGCGGGGCAGGAAUCAAGGCCCCUUUCCUCGCGCCAGGCUCCGGAGAGAUUUGCCCAAGCCCCUGGGAGCCCGCGCUCUUCCCACAGUCCCACGUGGGGCUUUUUCGUUCCGGGCUCCGUCCUGUCCCCCCCGCCCCCGCCCCCGCCCCCGCGCUUCACUCCCCGGCUCCAGGAAGACAGCCCUGGCCUGUGGACUGGGGUAGGGGGACGGAGCGCCCCGAGCCCGCAGCGGAUCCGUGCCCUUACCCUAGUCCCACCAGGACUGGGGACGGCUGGGGUGGUGGGCCACUGGAGGUGGCCGCGCGCCCGCGCACCUUCGCCCCUCCUCCUUCCCCUUCCCACCCCGCCCCCCGCCGGGAGUGUCCCCGGGCCGCGCCCAGCUGGGUGCGGACUCGCGCGCGGAGCUGCCCCAGCGGCGGGGGACGGCCCGGGAGCGCCGGGCGGGCUGCGGCGGGAGCGGGCCAUGCUGGGCCGGCGGCGCGUCUUCGCCGUGGACGGCCGGGAUGGGGCUGGCCAGGACCUGGCACGUGGCUGCGUGGUGCCUGGAGUCACCAGCACCUACAGACGCAUCCCGGAUGUGGCUCAUGGGUGCUCAUCAGACUCCUGGCAGUGGGGUGGUGAGCUAAGAAGUGUUGAGAGGCAGGUGCCACUUCUCAAACUGGCCUCUCGGGACUCAGGAGUAGAGAUGGCCGUUGGGGACAGCCUCCUAGCCACCUUACCGGGCCUUACUCAGGACUCUCUGGACUUUGAGCCCCUGGGGAGCCCUGAUCUCCCCACCCAGCAAGGUCGGCUCUUGGCCAGCCAUAAACUGGAGCAGAUGCUGGAGCGGUCACACCAGCUCCCCACAGGGCCCGCCAACUUGUCAGGACAUCGCCGCCCCUUGCAGCCACCAAGCAAGCCUGAGUGUGAAGUGCCCCUUUUUGGAGCAGGGAAACAAGAGUCCAGUGAGGCAGACACAGAUGGAGAGGCCAGCCUGGAAGUGGCAGAGGCGGUGGGGGGCCUGGGGCCUGAAGCCUGGACCUGCCUCCCAGGGCAGGGUCUUCGAUACCUGGAACACCUGUGCCUGGUGCUGGAGCAGAUGGCAAGGCUCCAGCAGCUCUACCUGCAGCUGCAGUCCCAGAGGCCCCCUGGGGAUCCUGAAGAGGAGGAGUUGGCUGUGGCCCCUUCACCUUCACCCUCACAAACCCCAGGCAAUCAGGUGCAGGGGCCAUGGGAGCUACAAAGCCGGACAGAGGAGUCAGGGACAAAGGCAGCUUCACCCCCAAAGAUGAGGGUGCCCAACACUAGCCAUCCCAAGUUGGCAGAGGCCCCCAUGGAACCAACUCAUGGCUUUCCAUGCUCCCAGGGACACAAGCAGGAUAUCUCCCACUGGGACAAAGUCAAGGUCCUACUCAAUCGAAUCCGCUGGAGGAGCCAUCAGCAGCCUGAGCCGCCUGCCCCUCCUGGUAGUUCUGGCCUCUGGAUUGAGCCCAGGAACCACCUUCCUGAUAGGCCUCAGAGCUGCAUCCACCGGAAAACCUUUAUGCCAUCAUUAGUGGUUAAGAAGCAACGAGCAAAACACCUUUCUGUAUGCUGAGACUUGUUGGUGAUCCUGGGUGGAGGAGACUUGCUGUGAAGUCUUUGUCCUAUUGCUACUUCUCCUCACUGCCAGGAAAAGCUAUUGACACUUGCCCUUCUUUCUGUGGCAAGGACUGGAUCUUUCUCCCCAAAACAGUUCAGCAGAGAAGACUUGGUUCCCUGAGAGGCCUCCAAGAUCUGGCAGCUCCAGGGCUCCUCUUUGCCAGAAUCUCUGGGUCUAGACAAUCUGAACUAACUGAUCAGGCAUCCAUAGCAUGUAUUUGGCAUGGUCUGGGCCCAGUACAUUGUACAUGGGUAUUUAUGAACAAGGAGAUAUCUCUCUCUGUGGGACUGUCAGUGUUGUGAACUGCCUAGAUCCAAUCAUCUCUGGAAUCAUGCACACAAAGGUUUGUCUUUUGCAGGAGGUAAUUGCCUAAGGAUGGAACCGACCUUUGUUCCGCAGUGGGCGGUUCCUGAACUUCCUCCUUAUGGCCAAACUGGCAGCCCUGGACAGAGGAUGGUGCUGCGCUGACCACCUCUGCAUAGAGUUUUGCUCCCGCUGGAGCAGACCCCUGGAAGACUGUAGCAGGAAUUGGGAAGAUUGGGGACAACAGGUGGAACAGCAGAGUAACCUUCAAAGUCUGUUCUCAGCUGCUGUGCUCCAUACUAACUUUUACGUGUCAGAACUGAAACCAAAAGCUCAUACCACUUUUUAGACCUGACAAAGUUUCAACUUUCCUGAGCCACAGCUUCCCACAUGGAAUAAUGAUUUUGCCUUACCUACCUCACAGGCUUGUUUUGAGGAUGAAAUGAGAUUAAACUGCCUCAAAGUC
Messenger RNA from Nycticebus coucang (slow loris), 4726 nucleotides. It is a transcript of the gene C24H8orf58, whose product is annotated as chromosome 24 C8orf58 homolog. The transcript has 7 exons. The record is from RefSeq and is a predicted model, not a curated record. NCBI's taxonomy places the organism in Eukaryota, Metazoa, Chordata, Mammalia, Primates, Lorisidae. Bases 2800 to 3912 code for a protein of 370 amino acids.